UCAACAAAAACGCGGAAACAAUAGAGGCAAUCAGUUUGUGAAAACAGAUAACACCGAGUCGGCAGAAAGUGAGCGUAGUUGGUGCUGACAGCUGUCAAAGUUAAUAUCUAUCGUCUGUCAAACGAUCUGAAAGACUUGUCAUGGCUCUGAAGAGAAUACAGAAGGAGUUAAAUGACCUACAGAGGGACCCUCCAGCUUCGUGUUCUGCUGGACCCGUUGGGGAAGACAUGUUUCACUGGCAAGCUACCAUCACAGGACCGAAUGACAGCCCAUAUCAUGGAGGAGUUUUCUUCCUUUCUGUGCAUUUCCCCACUGACUAUCCCUUUAAACCACCAAAGGUUGCCUUUACUACAAAAAUCUAUCACCCAAAUAUAAACAGCAAUGGUAGCAUUUGCCUUGACAUCUUGAGGUCACAGUGGUCACCUGCACUUACAGUAUCAAAAGUUUUAUUAUCCAUAUGCUCACUGCUUUGUGACCCAAAUCCAGAUGAUCCCCUAGUCCCUGACAUCGCGCAUAUUUAUAAAUCAGACAGACAAAAGUACAACAAAAUUGCCAGGGAAUGGACCCAAAGGUAUGCAAUGUGAAGGACUGAUGUUCCAGCUGCAAAGACGCAUCCCUCAACACCUCAGAAUAUGACUGUUUAAUUGCUUUAUCCUCACUGGUUCUAAUUGAGGUGUUUGACAUGCUUGAAGCACUUUCUCUACCCAGACCUUACUUGACUUAACUGCUUUUAGUGUUUAUUUUAUUCUCUUAAAUUGGCAUUAUUAUUAUAAUUAUUAUUAUUGUUAUUGUUGUUCUCAUUAUUACUAUUAUUAUUAUUAUUAUUAUUAUCAUUAUUAUUAUUAUUAUUAUCAUUAUUAUUAUUAUUAUUAUUAUUAUUAUUAUUAUUAUCAUUAGAUAUGAGAUGGAAGUUUGGGGAGGUUCUUUUACAUUUUUGCUGUAUGAAACGAUACUGAAUUUAUUUUUCAUGAUUUUUGCAUUAAAAUAUUAUGCAAAAAGUGAAUUUAUAAUUGUUUCUCAGGAGUACUCACAACUAAACUGAAAUUGGUUCAGUGAUAACUCUUUAUUUCUACAACCAAGUCUUAGUGUCAUAAACCUGACCACUAGGUGGCAGUCUUUACUUUUUACUUGCCAAACUUUUCUGGUGGAUAAUUUAAUAUUCAUGUUUGUGUUACAUUUAAUUCAGGCCCAUUUGCUAAAUGGUUAAUUGUGUGGAUGGUGGCUAAUAUGGAGUCUUGCUCUGGCUAUGAACUGAAAAUGAGGAGGCUUGUUCUGUCAAUUGAAAUCAGACCACCCAUUACCAUCACCUCUGCUCCUUGCUUUGUGCUGAUGAAGCUGGUGUCUCCACAUAAAUGGAGCACUUCCUGUUUAAAAUCGAACUCAAGCAUGUUUGCCCAGCUGUUAUUACAGUAUUUUAUAACCACUGCUUUCACAAAAUGGCUUCAAUUUGCAAACCACUUAGAAGUUUUAUCAUAAAGUGUGAGCAUCUCUGUCAAUGAUUUAAAUCUUGCUGCAUUUUAAAAUAAAGCAAUUUUUUGCCAAUGCA
Molecule: messenger RNA, 1546 nt
Organism: Oreochromis aureus
Lineage: Eukaryota; Metazoa; Chordata; Actinopteri; Cichliformes; Cichlidae
Product: ubiquitin-conjugating enzyme E2 D4-like
Exons: 7
Coding region: 141-584 (147 amino acids)
Biological process (GO): protein polyubiquitination; ubiquitin-dependent protein catabolic process
Cellular component (GO): nucleus
Molecular function (GO): ubiquitin conjugating enzyme activity
Source: RefSeq, a predicted model, not a curated record